UCGAAAGAAGGGAAAUUAUGGAUUUGGGGGCCCCUCUUUUCCCGGCUGUUAUUGGCCGGGUUAUGAGGGUUGUUUUGUGGGGCAGAAAUGGGAUAUUAUGCGGGAUGGUGUUGUUGUUGCUGUUUGUCGUUUUAACGGUUGUACUUACUGGGGUGAGGGAGAGAAGAAGAGAGAGAUCUGGUGUGGUGGUCCCAUUCCACCGCUGCAGACAAUUCAAUCAAAUAAGAGGAUGGUUUGGGUUGUUUACAGUGGCUGUGUUUGGAAAUUAUGGUGCAAUGCUGGCCCCGGUCUUAGGCUGUUAUUUAGUAUAAGCCUGGACUAUCUCAAAUAUCACCCAAUUUCUUUUUUGUCGUCAGCCCUGCCGCUAUCAACUUGUAUUGGACGUCCGUGCGUCGGAUUAGUAUACAAACGCACGUUAUCACGGAUGCACCGUUGUAAAUGACUGAUUAUGCACUCGCCACGGUACAUGACAGCAUCUGGCAAUCAGUCUGGCCAUCCCUCUCGUAGAUCACCCGCCACCUGGUUUCAUUCUCACCCCACUCGCUAUUGCUUAUCCCGUCACGUUUGCCCGUCCAGCCUGAUCAAUCAUUUCGUGCCGU
Messenger RNA from Aspergillus welwitschiae, 599 nucleotides. RefSeq lists its product as uncharacterized. The transcript has 2 exons. The record is from RefSeq and is a predicted model, not a curated record. Bases 98 to 442 code for a protein of 114 amino acids. Lineage: Eukaryota; Fungi; Ascomycota; Eurotiomycetes; Eurotiales; Aspergillaceae.